AUUUACUCAUCAUGACAGACAUUUAUGGAUAUUGCUACAGCACACUAAUUGUUCUUGGUGGAUUUAUGGGCUAUAUGAAAGCUGGUAGCCAGAUGUCUCUUUUGGCAGGUAUUAUAUUUGGUGCAGCUGCAGGUGUGGGUGCUUACAAAGCAUCUCAAGAACCUGGAAGUGUGAUUAUUGGCCUUGGAGUCAGCUUGGUUUUGUUGUUGGUUAUGGGCCUAAGAUUCAGCAAGUCUGGCAAGUUUAUGCCAGCUGGCUUAGUAACUUUACUGAGUGUAUUGAUGGUUAUUCGUUAUGGAUCCCGAUUGAUCAAAUAAACAGAAAUUACACAUGUAUUAAAAAAAAAGAAAAAAAAAGAGAAAAAAAAGGAAAGAAAAAAGAAGAAAAACUUCAUUAAAGAGAAGAAAAAAAUAAAGGUAAAAUUGGUGGAAUGUACAAAAUAAUAAUAAUAAUAAUAAUAGUUAAAGAAGAAGAAAGACGAUGAUAGAGGAACGGAGGGAGGAAUAAAGAAAGAAAGAAAGAAAGAGAAAAAAGAAAUAGGCAAGUCUUAGGAAGAGUUAUCGAAUUUCACAAUGCCUUGGUAUGUGUCAAUAGUGAUUUUGUUGCCUGCGGGUGUAGCAACAUAAACCAGUCCUGAUGCAUCUUCUUCUUCUAAGAGAUGUCCCGGGGGAAGAAACAUCAGAAAACCUCGAAUCAACCAUGGUUUACCGCUGAACAAGCGUGUCACUCGAUCCAAUACUUGAGGUGUAUUAAUUCUUUCUGUUUUAAAGUCACCCAUAAUCACUAAAAAGUCAUUGAAUACUUUGGGGCUGUCUGCAUAAUUAGUCUUGAUCUGUUCCAAAUAUCCUACUGCGUCCUUUUCCAAAGAUCUCUUUUCGACUGGCUUGGAAGGAAGUGUGGCAGUUGUAUGCAGAGCCCUAAUUUCUUUACCAAAAACACCCUCCAUUAAACGCAGCAUCUCUUCUUGCUUGCUUUCCCCGAUCUUCUGACUCGUCAGAACUUUGAGU
This is a messenger RNA of Phycomyces blakesleeanus NRRL 1555(-), 1007 nucleotides long. RefSeq lists its product as hypothetical. Gene Ontology annotation, biological process: regulation of heme biosynthetic process. Gene Ontology annotation, cellular component: mitochondrial membrane. The record is from RefSeq and is a predicted model, not a curated record. The transcript is spliced from 6 exons. NCBI's taxonomy places the organism in Eukaryota, Fungi, Mucoromycota, Mucoromycetes, Mucorales, Phycomycetaceae. The coding region runs from base 12 to 317 and encodes 101 amino acids.